Molecule: messenger RNA, 3957 nt
Organism: Oncorhynchus kisutch (coho salmon)
Lineage: Eukaryota; Metazoa; Chordata; Actinopteri; Salmoniformes; Salmonidae
Product: anoctamin-1
Exons: 24
Coding region: 401-3388 (995 amino acids)
Biological process (GO): chloride transmembrane transport
Cellular component (GO): plasma membrane
Molecular function (GO): protein dimerization activity; intracellularly calcium-gated chloride channel activity
Source: RefSeq, a predicted model, not a curated record
UCAGGGAGCAUCGACCAAUCAACGCACCUGGGUGAACAUGAGUUGAGCGUGUGCCAAACUUCCGAGGACGCGCGCAGUCAGAAUCAACAGACUGAUGAAUCGACGGAACCUGUAGCUCAGACUCAUAGCCCAAUUAAUUCACGGGGAGCUCCAGGUAGACUAUAGUUUGAUAAGUAUCUAGAUGAAACAUGUGUGUAGGUCACAGCCUACUAAUCUUGAGUCCCCUGCCAAGUGAGAGGCGCGUCGCUUUGCUCCCCCAAAUUGACGGAUUACCGAGAUGCGCGUGCUGAUAAUGAUGAGUUCUGCGCGUACAGCUGCUGCUACUAUUCCGUUAUUAUUCUCCUCCCGGUCUAACGACACCGUUCCUUUAUUCUCCUGUCUGUGUUUGUAGCGCUACAGAAUGCAUCAAUACGCCAGCCAAGACAAGAUUCCUGGUGGGGGUGUUGGGCUAGCGGCCCCCCAGGAUGGCCAAAGUUCUUGUCAGUUCUUCUCAGAUGGCCGGAGGAAGGUGGACUAUGUUCUGGUGUUCUACCAACGCAAACAGAUCUCUGUGAGGGGCAGCGACCGGCUGCACCGUCUCUCCGCCCCUCCACACCCUCCUCAUCGCCUCUCUGUCAUCUCCAAUGGUAGCUCCACCCUCUCCGGCCCUGUGGGGGGUUUGGGAUGUGCAGCCGGGCAGCGGAGUGCGGGGGACGGGGAGGUGUGUGUGGACCUGGCGGUGGAGGUGGAAUUAGAGGCGGACCCAGCUGAAGGAGAGAUGGUGCUGAUCAGGGAGGAGUUUGAGGCCAGGCUACUGGAGGCGGGGCUUGAGAUGGAGAGAGACACCGAGGUCAGGGUCUACGGGCCCAGCUUCACGAGACUCCAUGUCCCCUGGCAGGUCCUGAGCAGAGAGGCAGAGUUCCUCAAGAUCAAAAUCCCCACUAAGAAGAGCUAUGAUCUGAAGCAGGAGAAUGGGUUCAGUGCCAGCCUCAGUGAGUUCUGGAGGAAGGUGAACCAGCCGUUCCAACCCAACAUCCCCCAGCUAGGCCACAGCACCACCAAGCAGCUCUCACACUGCUUCUCCAGGGACAAACUACACUUAUUUAACAUCACCUCUAAAGACACGUUCUUUGACAACGCAACACGCAGUCGAAUAGUGUACGAGAUCCUGAGACGCACUGCCUGCACACGCACCAGCCAAUCCAUGGGCAUCACCACAUUAAUAGCUAAAGGUGUCUAUGAUUCAGCCUUCCCUCUCCAUGAUGGGGAUUAUAAGGUUGUGGGUCACUCUGAGAGGAAUGACAGACAGCUGCUGCAUGAUGAGUGGGCCAGAUAUGGAGCCUUCUACAAAUACCAACCUGUGGACCUCAUCAGGAAGUACUUUGGGGAGAAGAUUGGUCUGUACUUCGCCUGGCUGGGCGUCUACACUCAGCUGCUCAUACCAGCCUCUAUGGUUGGGAUUAUCGUCUUCUGCUACGGCUGUUACACUGUGGAUAUGGACGUACCCAGCCUGGAGAUGUGUGAUAAGCAGCAGAACUUCACUAUGUGUCCUCUGUGUGACGGAGUGUGUGACUACUGGCACCUGUCCACCGCCUGUGGCACCGCCCGCGCAUCCCACCUGUUCGACAACCCUGCCACCGUCUUCUUCGCUAUCUUCAUGUCCCUCUGGGUUGCGACGUUCCUGGAGCACUGGAAGCGUCGUCAGAUCAGUUUGAACCACAGCUGGGACCUCACAGGACUAGAGGAAGAGGAGGACCACCCGAGGCCCAAGUAUGAAACCGUCCUGCUCCAGAAGAGACAGAUGAUGAGGAACAAGGAGAAGAAGAAUGAGAAAAAGAAGAAGAAGAAGAAGAAGAUUGAGACAGGUGUGGAGAAGCUGACCUGGAGGGACCGUCUACCUGGAUACCUCAUCAACAUCUCCUCCAUCCUCUUUAUGUUUGGGCUGACGUUCUCUGCAGUUUUCGGUGUGAUCGUGUAUCGUAUUGUCGUUUCCGCUCUAAUGGCGAUGUCACCUGACCCAGAGACCAAGUCUAACGUGCGUGUCACCGUCACGGCAACCGCUGUCAUCAUCAACCUGGUGGUCAUUCUGAUACUGGAUGAGAUCUACGGAGCUGUGGCCGUCUGGCUCACUGAGCUGGAGAUUCCAAGGACAGAGAGUAACUUUGAGCAGCAUCUGAUUCUGAAGGCUUUUCUACUGAAGUUCAUGAACGCCUACGCCCCCAUAUUCUAUGUAGCUUUCUUUAAGGGACGGUUUGCAGGCAGGCCGGGAGACUACGUCUAUGUUUUUAAUGACUACCGGAUGGAGGAGUGUGCCCCGGGAGGUUGUUUAAUAGAGUUAUGUAUUCAGCUCAGCAUCAUCAUGGUGGGGAAACAACUCAUUCAGAACAAUGUCUUUGAGAUUGGUAUCCCUAAGUUGAAGAAGUUGAUCCGAGCAUGGAAGGGUAAGGGGAUUUCAUUGGAGGAGAGAGAGGAGCAGCGUGCCAGACCUCCUCAACAGUGGAACCUCGACUACACCCUGGUCCCCUUUGAAGGACUGACCCCCGAGUACAUGGAGAUGAUUAUCCAGUUUGGUUUUGUUUCUCUGUUUGUCGCGUCGUUCCCUCUGGCUCCUCUCUUCGCUCUUCUCAACAACGUGAUCGAGAUCCGCCUCGAUGCCAAGAAGUUUGUCACCGAGCUGCGACGACCGGACGCUGUCCAAGCCAAAGACAUCGGAAUCUGGUACAACAUCCUGAGUGGAAUGGGAAAGUUCUCUGUCAUUAUAAAUGCGUUUGUGAUCUCGUUUACCUCAGACUUCAUUCCCAGGCUGGUGUACCAGUACAUGUACAGUCAGACAGGCACCAUGCACGGCUUCAUAGACCACACCCUCUCUCACUUCAACGUGUCCAACUUCAGACCCGGCAACGCCCCCACCUCCUCAUACCUCCCUGAGACCACCGUCUGCAGGUAUAAGGACUACAGAGAGCCUCCAUGGUCAGCUGAAGCCUACCAGUUCUCUAAAACCUACUGGGCCGUCCUUGCUGCCAGACUGGCCUUCGUCAUCCUGUUCCAGAACCUGGUGAUGUUCCUGAGCCUGCUGGUUGCCUGGGUGAUCCCAGACGUACCGAAGAACAUCAGUGAGCAGCUGAAGAGAGAGAAGACUCUGCUGGUGGACGUGUUCCUCCGGGAGGAGAAGGAGAAGUUCCACCUCCUCCAGAGCCUCUUCUCCUCCAAGGACCAGCCCAGCCAGGGUCACCCCGACACGGCCCACUUCCGUACUCUACCCCUAGGCCUCUCUCAGGGCCUAGGCCAGCCCCCGGGCGGAGAGGGAGGGGAAUCCCGGGUGAGAUGCAGGGCUGCCAGUUUCAGCCAGUUCACCAGACAGAUGUCCAUGUCUCCUAGCAACGACGCAGCCCGACACACAGCGGUCUGACACGCUACUGUAGUGGUUGGAUACAAACAUUCUUUAUCCCCACAGGAGAGGUUCAGACACUAGUGUGGUAGCUACAUGGAGUCUGAAUGCUGUGAUCUCUCACCCAUGUAGACUUGGUGUUCUCUUUCUGAAGCAGUGUGAUGAUGGAACAUACUGAUCAUGGACUUGUUCUUCUGGCCGGAUAAUCUACAUAUUCUUGACCAUUGUAUGUUAAUCUGCAUGAUGAGAAGUGACUGUAUAGUUCCCUUAAGGAAAAACACCUUCAGCCUGACGGUCUUCUCUGAGAGAGCUUCCAUGUCUGGAACACACAUGGAGCUGCUGUUUACGGUACCUUCACCAAUAACCUAAAGACAUGGCUAACGGACAGUCCGGUGUGUCAACACCAUCCCCCAGCUGUGUAGACCUGCUUUCCAUGCUGUCUGCUAUACAGUCUUGGCUCUUUUUCUGUCAUGCUGUUUGGUUUCUAUUUGUGUUGUUGCUUUCUGUCUGUCUGUGUUACUGAUCAUAUGUUGCUCUGUCUGUCUGUCUGUGUUAAGUGUUACUGGUCAUAUGUUGCUCUGUCUGUCUGU